Messenger RNA from Owenia fusiformis, 1710 nucleotides. The record is from the annotation of a GenBank genome assembly. NCBI's taxonomy places the organism in Eukaryota, Metazoa, Annelida, Polychaeta, Sabellida, Oweniidae.
UACAAAUCAAGCUUCCGGUUAUUUUUAAACUCGAUGUUUAUGUUGUCAUUUUUAUGAAUCAUCGGUAAUUACAAGUGCUCUGCUCAUAUUCCUUUGUUGAAAAAAUAAGAUUACGUAGAUUGGUGUAAGCAGGUUGUGGGGAGUUAAUACUGUAAGGUGAUAAUAGGGAGCCACUAAAUACAAUUACUUGUUCAGAAUAAACAGAUAAAGCAACAAUGACAACAACCAGUACUGAUGCCUACCCCAUAGGAGGCCGUGAGACAGUGUUGAUGACAAAGCCAGUUGCAGGGCUUUCAGAGUAUAACUUCUCACACAAGAGACGAGGAAAGGCCCUUAUUAUAAACAAUCGCAACUUUGAUGCAAUGUUGACAGGACAAAUGGAUAGAGAUGGCACAGAUAUUGAUGCUGAUGCUAUAACUGCUAGGUUGACAGAUCUUGGGUUUGACGUUGACGUUCUACACAACUUAACAACAACAAAGAUGUCGUUUGCAUUGCGAAAUGCUGCAGAGGAAGACCACUCAGAUGCCGACUGCUUUGUGUGUGUUAUACUCAGUCAUGGGAGAGAUGGGCGUGUCUAUGGUAUAGAUGGCACUAUUACAAUAGAGAGUCUUUUGAGGCACUUCAAGGGGGAUGAGUGUCAGACUCUUGCUGGAAAACCCAAACUUUUCUUCAUUCAGGCUUGUAGGGGCACAAAGUUUGACCAUGGAGCUGAAGUUACAGAUGCUGCAACAGAUGAAGGGAUGGAUGAAAUCGAUGCUGCACCAGUUGUAAGGAUUCCCUCGGAGGCUGACAUCAUGAUUGCCUACUCUACAGUUCCAGGUCAUUUCUCAUGGCGCAAUAAUGUAGAUGGCUCUUGGUUCAUCCAAGCCUUAUGUAGAGUACUUAAAGAACACAGCCAUGAUAUGGACCUGAUGCAUAUGAUGACAUUUGUUAACCAGAUUGUGGCUUAUGAACAUGCCUCUUGCACAGACGAUGAUUUCACAUCCAAUAUGAAACAGAUCCCCAGCAUUGUUUCCAUGCUGACAAAGCUGGUGUAUUUCAGACGUAAUUAAUAAAUGCUACAAGACUGAACUUUGGACAGUACAAUAAGUUCACUCAUGUUGUCUGAGGUUAUGGAAGGAAGUACUGGUUUUAUUGAUAGUCUUUUUAAGGCUUUUAUUUUUAUUCAAGAUAGUCCUAUAAAUUCUGCAUUGAGCUGUUUCAUAGUUGCAGUUUUUGAUAUUAUUUUUAACCAGAUUUAGGCUGAAUAUAAGAGCCUUCUCAGAAUUUUUAGUUUGGUUUCAAAUAAAUUAAUUAGAACACUUUUAUGUUGGCUUUCCAAAUGAAAUUGUAUUUUUUAUUGGGAGAAUAUUAUGUAAUGCUUUGUAUAUAUUUCUGCUAUCAUGCUAUAAGUGGCUUGUUUAUGUGUAUCCAGCACUAUAUGAGCUCCACUAUUUCUAUAUGUACAAGAUCAAGCUUCGAUAGUUUCUCUAUUGCAAGCCACAUAAUCCUGGCGACCAGAGCUAUCAUAUUUGAUCUUUGUUUAUAGAGAUUUAUUUGGAAUUCAUCAGUGGCAGAUUUUAAUAUGAUAAACAAAAUGAUAUUUUCAAGUAUUUUACACCAUUUCUGCUGAGCAGAAGUGUCUCUGAGGCUAAGACCUGUAAACCAUAUUAAUUAAGAACACAUAUUAUGUGUAUGCAAUAUACUCUGUUUAUAAUUAUUUUGGCUCAC